AUGGAUCCUCGGACCAGUGAGCAAAAAUCCUUUGCCAGGCGCACAGAUUCGCUCACCCGUUACACCGACAAAGAAAAUGCAACAACGAGCAAACUCAUUCGGCGGCGUGCCUUCCCCACUGUGGCACUUCUUGGGUUGCUCGCCCUUAUGACCUCGUCCUCUCUGGGCAUCACAAUCAGCGUUCUCGUCACUCGAUUCGGUCUCAAGACGGGCCCAGCGGGUCCCGAGAGCCUCGCCGCCCGUAUUCUCUUGUUCGGCGCCAGCUGCAUGAGCGUGUCCUACGUUAUUCUGCAUGUCUAUGCCUCUCGAGAGGAGUAUGUUCGAAGCAAGGGCAACCCUCAGAUAAACGGGUAUCUGGCAGCGGCGGUAGCAAUAGUGCUGUUACGGCUGAUCGUGCCAGUCUGGGUUGGGGCAGUCGCACUGAAUGUGAUUGUCACAGCUGAGACGGGUUUCGAUCCAGUGGGGGGUCUGAAAGGCAACGUGGUGUGGAUACAGUUGGGCAUUUGCUCAGCAGCCUUAUUAUCCACGAUCGUCAUCCUGGCGGUGAUCGAGACCACGAACCAACCAUUUGCAACGUCAGGUUUCUCCAAAAGAACGUUCAUUCAGGGCACAGGCGAGCUACGAGAUGGAAGAAGCACAUUUGAUCUCAGUGUCUCGAGGCAGGGUCACCGUGAAAUCACUGAGAACACUAAGAAUGUCAAGUUUUCAGACCGAGAGGGCCAGGAUCUUGAGCGCUCAUUCGACAGGUCCAGGAUCAGCACGCCAGAGUCGCCCGACGCGGAGGCGCAGAUUGCUAAGGAGCCUUUUACAAACCGUCCAGACAAGUCACAGAAAUGGACGAUGCUUCGACAAGAUCACCUGCGGAUUCAGCUCGUUCCCACACCACUCGACUCUGUCUUUGCGUCGCAAGACAUUCCAUCCGAACUCCAGGUUCCUUCCUGGAGAGAUGAGGCUUAUUUCGCUUGGCGUCCACCUGCAAGGGCCGCCUCGAUUUACGCAAGGCAGGACCAAAGGAUGUCAACAAGAUCCAGUCUCAGCUACCACACUUUCAAACAGGAUGAGUCUACAGAGACCGAGGAGCGAGUAUCAAGGACGAUAGAAGCAUCAACACUCGACCAGCGUCCGCUUUCGUACCAGCGUCCGCUUUCGCGCUCUUUGAAGUCGCAGCAGGAGCCGCUUGUUGUCCCAAUAACACCACCUGCAGUCCCUCCAGAAACCACAGAAAUGCAGUCGACCCUAGCUCUGGAAGUACCACUGCAAAGUCCAAAGUUCGCUGCCAGCCCUGCACCCCCGAGCCGUGCAGAUGUACUCGCGCAAUUAUCUAAGCGCGCAGCGGCUCGACGGCGGAACUCACUGCUAAUGCGACAAGCUCAUAUGCUUGCUCAAACAUCAGCCGAGGCGAUCCCAGUCAAGUUCCAAGACCAGGACCAGACUCCUACGACCCAACAAUCCACAUCAGCUCUGGCCCCCGCCUCUGAGGUCUCACUGAACGCUCAGGUGACGGAUAAAGGCGAGAAGGAGACACAGGUGUCGCAAGUGGUACCCGAAGACAGCAACAAAGACACUGCCGGGCUUGCAAGAAACUUCUCUCGACCUCGGGUGCGCCCUAUUGACGGCGAUGUCAGACCAGUCAGCUCAGAUACCAAGAAGAGUGGAGUUGAUGAGACCUCAACCCAAGAGCGGAUGCGAGGCCGGGCUCGCAGCGCUACGAGACGACCUACCGAGGGAGAGCGUGAGCGCACUAUCCCAUUGUCUCUGCGUCCCCAUUCAAAUGGGGGGAGAGCCGAUGGUGCGACUACGAAAAUUGGCAUACGACACGAGAACGACAGGCCAGGUUCACGGAACUAUCAGAGACCGACAGCGAGGGUCCAGGAACCACGUCGUGCUCUACUUCUUCCUAAUAGUGAUGUCAAGUUAAAAGGAUUGGGGCAAGGAUCUAAUAGAAGGUUACAUGAUAGAAUUACAAUGUGGCGGGAUGGUCUCCAGGUCCAGGACCAGGAGACUGGAGAACAACCAGGUCCAUCAAUUUCUGAUGAUGGUAUAAGUUAG
Cryphonectria parasitica EP155 is the source of this 2049-nucleotide messenger RNA. RefSeq lists its product as uncharacterized. The record is from RefSeq and is a predicted model, not a curated record. The transcript is spliced from 2 exons. The coding region runs from base 1 to 2049 and encodes 682 amino acids. NCBI's taxonomy places the organism in Eukaryota, Fungi, Ascomycota, Sordariomycetes, Diaporthales, Cryphonectriaceae.